Amphibalanus amphitrite is the source of this 1802-nucleotide messenger RNA. RefSeq names its product lysosomal acid glucosylceramidase-like. Gene Ontology annotation, biological process: glucosylceramide catabolic process. The transcript has a single exon. The record is from RefSeq and is a predicted model, not a curated record. Gene Ontology annotation, molecular function: glucosylceramidase activity. NCBI's taxonomy places the organism in Eukaryota, Metazoa, Arthropoda, Thecostraca, Balanomorpha, Balanidae. Bases 102 to 1646 code for a protein of 514 amino acids.
UGUCAGUGUCGGCGCGACCGGGGACGGAGUAAAGCUUGGUGGUCCGACCGGACCGAUUCAGCGGCGAUACGCCACUCGCCGGCACAGACCUCAGCUCGACCAUGGCAGCGGUGGUGCUGCUGCUCGCCGUAGCAGUGUUGGUUUCACCGACCGCUGCGGAGUCGGUGCCCUGCGAACCGGUCAAGUUCGGCCAUGACAGCGUCGUGUGCGCCUGUAACGCGACCUACUGCGACACGGUACCUGAAGUACCGGCGCCCGCUGCCGGUGAAGCCGUAGUCAUCACGUCUACCCGAGCCGGCGCGCGGUUCCAGCUCAGUUCUGCCUCCUGGAGCACCGAGCCGCGCGACGCCAACCGACUGGCGCAGCUGCGGAUCGCUCUGGAGGGCGCCGAACGCCGUCAGGAGGUGUUUGGAUUCGGCGGCGCCUUCACCGACGCCGCCGGCAUCAACAUCGUCAAGCUGCCCGAGGCUGCGCAGGAGCAGCUCAUCAACUCCUACUAUGGACCGGACGGCAUCGGAUACUCGGUGGCGCGCGUCCCGAUGGGUGGCUGCGACUUCUCCACCCAUCCCUACACGUACGCCGAUGUGGCUGGAGACACAGUGCUGGCCAACUUUUCGCUGACUCACGAGGACACAGAGUACAAGCUGCCGUACCUACGCCGCGCGCUGGCCGUGUCUGACACUGAGGUACGAGUGUUCGCCUCUCCGUGGUCGGCACCCGCCUGGAUGAAAAGCAACGGUGCGCUGAACGGCAUGGGCCACCUGCUGCCGGAGUACUAUCAGACCUGGGCUAACUACUUCGUCCGAUUCCUGGAGGAGUAUGACAAGGAGGGUAUCUCUAUGUGGGGCGUCACGGCACAGAACGAGCCUAUUGACGGCGAUAUCCCCGAGUUCGCCUUCAACUGCAUGGGCUGGACGGCUGAGUCGCAGACAGAGUGGAUUAAAACCAACCUGGGUCCGACGCUGCGGGCGUCACGAUUCAACGCCACCAAGGUGAUGAUCCUGGACGACCAGCGAUUCCUGCUGCCCGCCUGGGCCGACGUCGUGCUUGCGGAUCCCGAGGCGGCUGCUUACGUGGACGGCGUGGCCGUGCAUUGGUACGGAGACCCAUUCUUCCCUGCUGACGCACUCACGGCCACGCACAACCACCACCCGGACAAGUUUCUGCUCAACACUGAGGCUUGCGAGGGCUCCUACCCGUGGGAGAUCCAGAAGGUAGCGCUGGGCAGCUGGCAUCGCGCCGAAAACUACGCUGCCGACAUCAUCCGCGACCUGAACCACUGGGUGACCGGAUGGAUCGACUGGAACAUCGCGCUCGACAUGAACGGCGGACCCAACUGGGUGAGUAACUUCGUCGACUCUCCGAUCAUCGUAGACGACGAGCUGCAGCGUUUCUACAAGCAGCCCAUGUUCUAUGCGAUGGGCCACUUCGCCAGGUUUGUGCCGCCGGGUUCCACGGUGUUGGACGCCGGCGUGGAGCAGGGAGACCUACUCAGCGUGGUGGCCGAGACUCCCGACGGCGGAACCGUGGCCACGCUGCUCAACACGGGCGAUAUUGAGCUGGAGGUGAGCCUCACUGACCCGGAGCGGGGCCAUCUAGACCUGACGCUGCCCGCUCGCAGCCUCACCACUGCUAAAUGGAUGUAGCUAAGGCCAGGAUAACAGGUACCAACUAACGACGGAAUAGUGCUAUCAGAAAUUGGUCGACGGCAAUGAGGCCUGUCCCGCUGUUAACAAAUGUAAGUUAAGCGCAAUUAGCUGUAACGUGUGCUAAUAAAUUUCCUGUCCGUGAUAAAACCAAAA